AUAAAAUAACAGUACGAGUAGUAGAACUAUAUAUACAGUAUAAAGAGUGGAUAUGAAAUGCAGGGGAGAUACAAUAUAUAUAUAUAUUCAUAUAUACACAUAUAUAUAUAUAUGCUACAUAGGCUCAUCAUUCAAUGUAAUUGUUUGCCAAACAUGUACAAGUUUCAGUUAUUUUGUAAUUCUUAAAGGGUUAACUAUAUACAUUGUGUAUAUGUGUGUGGUUAUAUAUAUACAGGCACGUGCACAGACAUUUUGGGGGGCAGGUGCUCAAACCCAAAAAAAGGGCUCCCAAUGGCAAAAAUAAAUUCUGCCAGAGUUGAAGCGUCAGCAUCAAGACACUGAUGAUGCAAUACAUCCUCCACCUGCGUUUCCUCUGGCAGCAUCAGACCGCUAGCUUACAUGUUCUUUAUGAAUAAAGAUGAAUUAUUAUAUAGCAACAACAGUACAAGCGUUCUGAUUGGCUAAUGGGCGUCAUGCCAGCCACUAUCGCUCUCCUCGCUGGUCUGAUACGGAUCCGUAUCGCCCUCUGACCUCAUUUUCAAAAUGAGCGAUAUUGAUAGACAUCAACAGCCAAGAGCAGUGGUCCUCAAACUAAGGCCCGCGCGCCGGAUACGGCCGCCUCCACACUGGGCCCGGCCCUCUGAACAAGAGAGGCCUUGGGAUUCUUUUUUCAGUUGCCGCGGAGCAUGUCAGGGCGAAAUUCUCACAAGAACUCAGAUAAAUGCCCCGUCGGAUAUUAAAACACAUUUGGGGGGACUUGACGACAGAGAGAGAAACUUUUAUUCUUAAAUACUGAAGAAUGAAAAAAAUGUGUCUCCAGCAGAAAGGGCCCUUUACUCAUCCAGGGCAAAAGGGGAGGAGCUUGAGCACCACUAGGGCUCUACCUGUGCACGUGCCUGCAUAUAUAUAUAUAUAUAUAUAUUGAUGUUUCAUGUCACAAAGGCUUUUUUUAUUUUGAAGGAAAGUAAUGAAACUUCCGGUCUCUCCAACGCAAGACACUGGAGAUAACGCGCAUGCGCCAAUCAGCAGCUGUCCACAAACUGCAAACCCUUCGUUUUCAUUAUCCUUCAUUAAUAAAUAUUAUAUAUUAUAUAUAUAUAUAAAUACUCAUCUCAUAUUUAAAUAAUAAACUAUUUUCACAGCUCGAUUAUGCUCGAUCUUUUCUAUAUAACGAUAAGUGUAAUACCGUUUUUUAAAUAUCUAAUUGUGAUGUCAUAACAGUUAUUGGCCAUAUUAGUACAUGUCCUCUUGUGUAGGUUAUAUGGUCUAAUAAUAAUAAGUAUCAUUCAGCAAUAUAGAGAGAGCAACAUACAAGUCGUCGUGUUUAUUUAUUUUAAUUCACUUCCGGUUCCGCUUCGCCCUUUCCGCUCAGAACUGGGUUUCCACGAGCGGCUGGAGGAUGACCGCAGGGACACCUGGCUGCGCAAGCUAACCUGCGUGACCCCUCCACCUCACGUGCUGCCACGCGCCACCGCCCCGGGACCGGAACCGCGCACGUGCUCAGCCCGACUCGCACCAUGAACCUGCACCGGUCGGUGUGCCGCCACAAGACGGCCCUGGCCAUCGGCACCGUGAGCAGCUUCGCCGUGGUUCUGGUGUUCUUGGCUAAAUGCACCUCGGAAACCCAGAAGCAAGGCCAGCGGGCCGCCCCGGGCCUCGCGCCCCGCCCGGAGCAGCAGGACCCCCCGACCCCGGCCAAGGCCUUGGCGGCCUUCCUGGUGGUCCUCAUCACCACCGGGCCCAAGUACACGGAGCGCAGGAGCAUCAUCCGCAGCACCUGGCUGGCCCAGCGGGACGCCGACGUGCUGGCCCUGUUCGUGGUGGGGACCCAGGGGCUGUCCGCCGAGGACCGGCAGAACCUGGACACGGAGCAGGGCCGGCACCGGGACCUGCUCCUCCUGCCCGAGCUGCGGGACUCCUACGAGAACCUGACCCUCAAGCUGCUGCACAUGUACUCCUGGCUGGACCGCAGCGUGGACUUCCAGUUCGUCCUGAAGGCGGACGACGACACGUUCGCCCGCCUGGACCUCCUGAAGGAGGAGCUGCGGGGGAGGGGCCCGGCCCGGCUGUACUGGGGCUUCUUCUCGGGGCGCGGCCGCGUGAAGACGGCCGGCAAGUGGCGCGAGAGCUCCUGGGAGCUGUGCGACUACUACCUGCCCUACGCCCUGGGCGGCGGCUACGUGCUGUCGGCCGACCUGGUGCGCUACGUGCGCCUGAACGCCGCCUACUUCAAGACGUGGCAGAGCGAGGACGUGUCGCUGGGCGCCUGGCUGGCGCCGGUGGACGUGCGGCGGACGCACGACCCGCGCUUCGACACGGAGUACAAGUCCCGCGGCUGCAGCAACAAAUACCUGGUGACGCACAAGCAGAGCCUGGAGGACAUGCUGGAGAAGCAGCAGACGCUGCGGCGCCACGGCCGGCUGUGCCGAGAGGAGCUGCGGCUGCGGCUGUCCUACGUGUACGACUGGAGCGUGCCGCCAUCGCAGUGCUGCCAGAGGAAGGACGGCAUCCCCUGAGGACCGGCCCGCCGGCGGCCUCCGGGUCGCCGCCGGCGGCCUCCGGUCCGGUUAAAGUUCUGUCCCUCCUCUUCAUGUCUGCUUCUUAUUUAUCUCCGUGUUCAAUAUGAAAGAGUUUAAGACUCUUUAGAGACGUUCAUUUAGAAUAGUUUGACGUGUUUUUGUACGAUCAGCUCAGUUUAACAUGUUCAUCUCUCCUGGUGUCAGGAGGUGAGGAGAAGGAGGAGGAGGUGAGGAGGUCGGGAGGAGGAGGAGGUGAGGAGGAGGAGGUCGGGAGGAGGAGGAGGAGGUCAGGAGGAGGUGAGGAGGAGGAGGAGGAGGUCGGGAGGAGGAGGAGGUGAGGAGGAGGUCGGGAGGAGGUGAGGAGGAGGAGGAGGAGGUCGGGAGGUCAAACUCACGUUGCUCCUCUUUCUCAAGUGCACUCUGACUCUGACGUCUGCUCCCACUUCAAAGAGUCCUCCUCUCCCCACGUCCUCUCCUCCUCCUCCUCUCCCCACAUCCUCCUCCUCCUCCUCUCUUCCUCUCCCCAUGUCCUCUCCUCCUCCUCUCCCCACAUCCUCUCAUCCUCCUCCUCUCCUCCUCCUCUCUUCCUCUCCCCACAUCCUCUCCUCCUCCUCUCCCCACGUCCUCUCCUCCUCUCCUCUCCUCCUCCUCUCUUCCUCUCCCCACGUCCUCUCCUCCUCCUCUCCCCACAUCCUCCUCCUCUCCUCCUCCUCUCUUCCUCUCCCCACGUCCUCUCCUCCUCCUCUCCCCACAUCCUCCUCCUCUCCUCCUCCUCUCUUCCUCUCCCCACGUCCUCUCCUCCUCCUCCACCCACAUCCUCCUCCUCUCCUCCUCCUCUCCUCCUCUCCCCACGUCCUCUCCUCCUCCUCUCCCCACGUCCUCUCCUCCUCCUCCUCUCUUCCUCUCCCCACAUCCUCUCCUCCUCCUCUCCCCACGUCCUCUCCUCCUCCUCUCCCCACGUCCUCUCCUCCUCCUCCUCUCUUCCUCUCCCCACGUCCUCUCCUCCUCCUCCUCUCCCCACGUCCUCUCCUCUCUUCCUCUCCCCACGUCCUCUCCUCCUCCUCUCCCCACAUCCUCUCCUCCUCCUCCUCUCCCCACAUUCUCCUCCUCUCCUCCUCCUCUCUUCCUCUCCCCAUGUCCUCUCCUCCUCCUCUCCCCACAUCCUCUCAUCCUCCUCCUCUCCCCACAUCCUCCUCCUCUCCUCCUCCUCUCUUCCUCUCCCCACGUCCUCUCCUCCUCCUCUCCCCACGUCCUCUCCUCCUCUCCCCCAUCCUCCUCCUCCUCUCUUCCUCUCCCCACAUUCUCCUCCUCCUCUCUUCCUCUCCCCACGUCCUCUCCUCCUCCUCUCCCCACAUCCUCCUCUCCUCCUCUCCCCACGUCCUCUCCUCCUCCUCUCCCCACGUCCUCUCCUCCUCUCCCCCAUCCUCCUCCUCCCCUCUGCUUGUGGAGACAUGUUUAUGGGAUGUGUGUUCAGGUUAUUGUACAGCAUCCCACCUGACAUGAUGUCUCCCCGUUUUGGGUGAAUCAAUUUAAAUAUUAUGUUAUUUGUUGUUAUUUAUUGUGCGGCCGCUGUUGAUCCGGAGCAUCGAGUUGUUUGGAACGGUUUGGUUGCAGAUUGAGAAUCUGCACGUUUCACUUUAAAAGAGAGAUGUAGUUUUAACGGCGCUGACCCGGUGCCAUCGAGGCGGUUCUGACCCGUGCAGCGUGACCGGGUCAGAACCGCCUCGAUGGCGCCGGGUCAGCGGUCCCAGAGGCUCGGCGCUCGUGUUUGGUGUGAAUUAGACUCCUGAUGAGUAGGGAUGGGUAUCGUUUGGGUUUUUUCCGAUACCGGUGCUAAACCGGUACUUUUAAAACGAUACCGAUGCCUAAAUGGUGCCUGAACCGAUAAUUUUUUUUUUUUAAACGCACAUUGAGGACAUUAAAAACCUCUUCGGCCAUAUUCCCUGUAGAAGCCGUUAUCAUGGAGCACGACAACAACGGAUAUCAGACCGUUAACAUACACAAUGUUCUCCAUUAUAUGAGGUGAUAUGUGUUGUCAUGUGCAGACCUUAUAGGGUUAACCUGUCACUGUGUUGAUGGGCAAAGAGAACAACCAAUCACAGGGACUGAAGAUGACACGUGACACAUACAGUUUUGCUUCUGACAGCGAGAGUUCCACUGAAACAAAGUGACGCCCCACGGUCUUUAUUCCUCCGUCAUUAUAUUCCCGGUAACACCGGGUAUACAGCCGGGACCGCUGGACACCAACACACCUGCUAGCAGACUGUCACGCUCGUAGCUAGCGCUAGCUACGAGCUAGCUUAAACAUGGUUAUAAUGGAUAAUUUAUUAUUUCUUGGGCUACUUUUAUGAAUGCAAGACUUGCAGUCAACGUUACGGUACUAAUCUGAGUUCAGGCUGCUCGUCAUAAUCGGUCUCCCCGUGUUCAGGGGGACCGGUGACGGCCUCCCCGUCGCGUCCAGCCUGACGCUGGUGUGCUCGACACGGGCUCACUAGCAGGGUUGCCAGGUCUGUGUGACAAAACCAGCCCAAUGGCCAAUCAAAACCAGCCCAAACCAGCCCAAUGGCCAAUAAAACAAGCCCAAAAAACAAGCCCAAUAUCAGAACUCAAAAUAUGCCUGUGCCAAACCAUAUACACUGCUUUUAAAGUCCAACAACAUUGCUAUCAUUUCCAAAUGUAUUGUAAUAUCUACAAAGUAACAACAAAUGGUUAGUAUGCCAGCAUUAAAAGCAGUUUCCCCUCAACAGUUAUUUCACCUAGGUCCUAAAAUGGCCUUGUGUAAUUAGAUACAGUAUAUUAUCAUAAAUAAAACAUAGCUCUGUGAAGGUGUAGACCAAUUCACUGACGGACAAACUAACCUGUUGCUUUGUCUUGAGGCUUUCUCUUCCCUUUUCUCUCUUCCUCCCUGCCUGGACAACAUGAAUGUACUGUUUUUACUUCAUAUGCAUUUACUGUAGUUAAUGCAAUACCUUAUUUCAACUGAAACACCUUAUGUUGCUUCACUAUAUUUGUUAUCAUAUACUUAUAGUUCAAACAAUGUACGCACUCGACAACUGGAGAACGGAGCAGCAUUUCGAAUGUGUUUCCCCGUUUUGCUGUGGUUUUGGAGAUCACUGUGGUGCGCACGAAUCUCGGUUUUGCAGUACCGACAAAAAGCUUUGGUAUCAUCCCCAGCCACACGUUCUAUCCAUUCUUUAAUUCCGUUUUCACUUUCCCAUUCUUUCGUAUAUUUCUUCCCGUAUUUAGCCCACUUACCGGGUGGCAUGUUUCUCCAGUGUAGCUACACUAACUACCAGACCAGAGUUGGGAUCGAGCGGGUCGCAGGAGACUGAGCGCGGCGAGAGCUUUAGGUGCGUGUGUGUAUGUGGGCGUGUCCCAUGUCCAUGUGUGUACGUGCUGAUCUGGAGUCAGUUUGGUAGGAUUUGGGUAGAAAUAAAUUAUUUCAUUUAAAAUAUGGAUUUUUAUUUAAAGAUAUUCAUGUAAUUUGCAUGCAAAAUAGGUCUACCCGAACCAGCGGACAAGAAAUUCAACCCGCGGCAACACUUCAAAAGUAGCCCAAUUCCGCGGGAAAACCGCGGACCUGGCAACACUGCUCACUAGUCACACACGGCCAGGGUUGCCAGGUCUGUGACAAAACCAGCCCAAAAACCAGCCCAAUAUCAGAACUCAAAAUAUGCCCGUGCCAAACAAUAUACACUGCUUUUAAAGUCCAUGUCCAGUACCGCUGCUAACCAUGUGGGUGUCCUAAGCAUAACUCCUUCAUGAUGGGGGGGGGGGCGCAAAUGACUUUUUUUCGUCAGGCGCGGCACCGGAGCUCUGCAGUGCGCGAGACGGAGCUCGGAGUCGUGUUAACGCGACACUAGAGACAGAGGCUGUGUCUACUACCGCACACUUGAGCACUUGGAGCUGACUUUCAGUGUUCGAAGUGCGCCACUGACAAAUCCAGCAGAAUUCAGAGCACUGAAAGUACCCGGAUGGCGCUCUGCAAACGGGCAGAACAUGUAAAACGAUGGACACUACUCGCCCUAAGCGGCCGCCAUCUUGGCGACGUACCGGAAGAGGAGGAGCCCUUUCGCCAGCUCUUCAUUUUAUUUCUAAAACAAUGGCGGACAGCACAAGCGGUAGACCACGAAGCUACAGACCGUAAAUAGACGUUUCCUGGAGGUGCUGCUGGUCCUCUGCUGCCCUCCCGACAUCUGGCUCCAAUGACCUCUGGCACCUCACAUCCACCUCCAGGGCCUUUAAGAAGAUGGACCGCCAUCGCGUCUUCAGUAUCCCGAAGGACCUCUCCACAACACACCUUUGACAGGCAGCAGUUGUAGCUUGGAGGUGGACAGGCUGCCUGAAGGGGGUCAUGAGGCAGAUGGGUUGGGACAGGCAGGGGAGCCACCAUCCCCAAGGAUACAGUAUCCUGGUGGAGGAUGACUGCUCAUAGAAGAUGGGGCUGUUAUUCAGGACCCUGGCAUCAUGCACUGAGCCCGGGGCCUGUCGAAGGCCCUGGCCACCACCCGAUAGGAGGUGGCGCUGGCAAGCCAACAAAUAAAAACUAGACGGGAGAUCUCGGGGCCCCAACCGUGGUCAGUCAGUGCCCAGCACAGCCAUGAGGGCGUUGAAUGACUCGGUGAGCCUGAAGUCCACCCUCAUGUCACUGUGGCCAUCACAACACAACGCCAGCAGUGGCAUUGCAGCAUUGAUACGGCAGCGCCGCCUGGGACUGGGUGGCUGCUGUAGAGUGUGGGGAGGGGAAGGGAAGAUUAUAUUAAUAUGUAAGUCAUUUUAUCAAUAAAAUGUUGUCAUUGA
This is a messenger RNA of Pseudoliparis swirei, 7319 nucleotides long. RefSeq names its product UDP-Gal:betaGal beta 1,3-galactosyltransferase polypeptide 6 (gene b3galt6). Gene Ontology annotation, cellular component: membrane. The transcript is spliced from 3 exons. The record is from RefSeq and is a predicted model, not a curated record. Gene Ontology annotation, molecular function: UDP-galactosyltransferase activity. Lineage: Eukaryota; Metazoa; Chordata; Actinopteri; Perciformes; Liparidae. Gene Ontology annotation, biological process: glycosaminoglycan biosynthetic process. Bases 1518 to 2516 code for a protein of 332 amino acids.